UUAAACAUGGAUAGAGCAGCACUUGACCAGCAUCUGAAGCCCCUUCAGAUGCAAUUCGAUGAGUAUAGAGAGAAGACAGAUUCAGCUCAUCGUUCUAUAAUGUCUAUUCGUGGUGAAUUCAAUAUAAUAUCAGAGCAGGUAUUUGAGACUCAGAGGAAAAUAGAAGAGAUUCUUGGAACUCUUCAUAAAAUAGAUGAAAAAGCGGAUAAAGAUGACUUACAAAAGACCAACACUCGCUUUCAAGAUUUUGUUCCAUAUUACGAGUACAAAGAGAUAGUUGAAAGUCUUAAGGAGUUAGCCAAGCAAUCCGACCUCGAUCAAGCAUCUGUUGAUAUCCAACAUCUUGAAGAACAGGUAAAUUUUUUGUCACAAACCUUAAAGAUAAAAUUGAGGUACACAAAAGACGAGAUCAAGGAUAUAUUCAAAACCACGAGAGCAGAGAUAGAUGCCCAUCUCCAGAGCACUUACUGUCCAAUUAAUGUAUUUAAUAUGGAAAAUAAGAUGAAAUAAAGAUUCUAUCGAAUCUCUUUCAGAGUCUUCGAGCAAUUACAAGAGUGUGAUCUCUGAUUUUUCAAAUAAAUUAAGGUCUCUCGAACUCAAGAUUGCUAAUAAAGCCGAAAAAUAGUGAUGUUAAGGUUAAAACUGAUGCUUUAUGGAAAAAUUUUGAUAAUUGCUGCCAGUAUGAACACAUUGAAAGAGUCAAACUUAGGGUUGAACCUCUAGCAGAAACCUGUUCUAGACGAUUAGAGAGAUUUACUCGAGAUAAUCAAGAGAUGAAGAAUAUUAUAAACAGAUUUGAUGAGAUCUUACUUGAAAAAGCUUCUAAAUUUUCAGUUGAUAAAUUAGUUGAAAAAAUUAGAGAUUAUGCUACAGAGACCAGCUUGGAAGAGAUGACCAACAAUGUUGGCCAGCUUAAGCUAGAUUUUGAGCAGAAAAUGGAGCAUUUACAGGAGAGUAUUGAUCACAAGCAAUCAGAGAUCGCUCAAGACCUUGAAAGUAAGCUAGAGCAUGGUCAGAAUAUUAUUAAAUAAGCAAGUUAUUGAACAUCUUGGGGAAACCCCACUCACAAUCGAAGAAAUUAGAGAAUUAUUGUCUACAAAAGCUGAUAAGGCAGAUCUUGGAAUCCUUGAUAAAACCAAGACUGAUAAGUACGAAACAGACAAUUUCAAAGAAGUUGUGAAAUCUCUGACUAUAAAGAAUGAUCAUAUCUUGACUUUGCUCAUCGAAGGGUUCAAAAUUGACAUUGAUUCAAAGUUAGCUCCUGAGCAUAAUCUCAUUAACAAGAAAGCAACUGUCCUUUCUCAGCUAAUAGGACUCUAUAACUGGAGCAGGAAGAAAGAUACCGAUCUUUUAGAACUAGAUAUUCCUGGUCCAAUCGGUCCGAAGUCUGCAAAAAGAAAUUUGAAUUUAAAACUUAAAAAGAACAAAUUUAGCUUCUGUGCUAAAAGAGAGUCAUGUCCUCACAACCCAUAUAGUUCAGAAAACUUUGAUGAUGCUGCUAAUUUAUCAAAAUUUGGCCACAAGAUCUUUCCAAGGCAGGCAUCGAAUCUAUUGCAAAAAUAGCAAGAACUUAGGCAAAUCACGGAUCGGUUCGUUCAAGGCUCUCAGAUGUCGGACCUCUCACAACUCUCGGAGCUACUCAAGAGUGUCCUCUAGAGAGAGGCAUUUGAGAAGACAUCAGAGACUUUCUGAUCCUGGUGUUCAAAAACCUACUAUCCAGGUUCAGGAGAGUGUAAAAUCUCUGAAGGAGAACGCCUAAUUCAGAGUUCAUGUUAUUAAAGUCUCUUUAAAGGAAAGACUGAGAGCUUAGAACGACAUGGAAAGAGGCUCUUGAGGUUUGGAAAAUUGUUAAAAUUUUGGAAU
Molecule: messenger RNA, 1863 nt
Organism: Moneuplotes crassus
Lineage: Eukaryota; Ciliophora; Spirotrichea; Euplotida; Euplotidae
Source: the annotation of a GenBank genome assembly